Melampsora larici-populina 98AG31 is the source of this 942-nucleotide messenger RNA. Its product is annotated as family 4 carbohydrate esterase. Gene Ontology annotation, cellular component: membrane. NCBI's taxonomy places the organism in Eukaryota, Fungi, Basidiomycota, Pucciniomycetes, Pucciniales, Melampsoraceae. The transcript is spliced from 5 exons. Gene Ontology annotation, biological process: carbohydrate metabolic process. The record is from RefSeq and is a predicted model, not a curated record. The annotation marks the transcript as partial. Gene Ontology annotation, molecular function: chitin deacetylase activity.
UACGAGCCUGGGACACCAUCGCCCGUUCCAGGCGCGGUUCCCCUCCCCGCUGUGACUAUCAAGCCUAGCGAUUAUCCACCAUUGGACAAGGUUCCGCCCAUCAAUUCUCCAGUGGUGCAAAGUUGGCUGAAACAAAUUGAUCUAACCAAGGCACCGUCUAUCAAACCCACAGGUCUAGAAGGCUGUAACAAUCAGACCUUUAACCCUGAUCAAAUCGCAAAGGCUGGAAAGGAUGGAAAUUGUUGGUGGAGUUGUGGUGGUUGCACACGAGCUGAAGAUGUAACAGUUUGCCCCAACAAAGGCACCUGGGGUGCCAGUUUUGACGAUGGUCCAUCUGAGUUCACACCUGUCUUACUUGACUAUCUCGAAAAACAAAAGUUAAAGGCCACUUUCUUUGUCGUUGGUUCCCGUGCUAUCUCGAACCCUGAAUUACUCCAAGCUGAAUACAUGGCAUCACAUCAGCAAUGCAUACAUACUUGGUCACAUCCCUCUUUAACCACCCUUACGAAUGAAGAGAUUGUAGCCGAGAUUGCUUGGUCAAUGAAGGCUUUCCAAGAUAUAAUCGGUGUCACUCCCAACUGUUUUAGACCUCCCUAUGGCGAUGUUGAUGAUCGGGUUAGAUACAUCUUAAAGUCAAUGGGAUUAACAAAUUACAUUUGGACCACUGGACCCUCAGGAUCAUUUGACACCGAAGAUUGGAGAGUGGUGGCUAAACAGUCGACAGCAAAAGAAGCUUCAGCCGAGUUUCAAAAGAUUCUAUCAGCUCAGGCUAGCCUUGCGACUGGCUUUAUUGUUCUUGCUCACGAUCUUUUCGCUGAGGCAGUCGCCCUUUCCAUAAAUAGUUUUCUUCCUGCUGCAAAGGAGUUUCCUAACUUGAAAGUGGAGCCAAUUGCAACUUGUCUUGGACUUGAAAGUCGACAAAAUUUCUUCGAGACCGCAAGC